CUGGUUUGUUAUAAUCGAGCAGAUUAUGUUCACGGGACUCAGAGUUUAAGGCUCCUCUCUCAUAGAGCAACUCUGCACAGCCCAAGCAGACCAACUUUGGGACUUUGAAUGAACAUAUUUACAUCCACCUUUCUCUUCAUGUCGACUUUUCUGGAAACAUUCAUACGGAUGCCAUGGUUACUCCUACCACGAUCUUACAGGUGAACAAGGUGAUGUUCAUCUUGUUUUAUGUGAUAUUUCUUGCUUAUCUUCGUGGCAUCCAAUCAACCAACAUGGAUCAAAGGAGUUUGCCAGAAGAUUCAAUAAAUUCUCUCAUCAUUAAACUCAUUCAGGCAGACAUUUUGAAAAACAAGCUUUCAAAGCAGAUGAUAGAUAUUAAGGAAAACCAUCAUAACAUAAUGCAGAAAGCAGAGGCUCAGCAGGACAUGGAUGGAGUUGAAAAUGUGAAAUCAGACUUCCAGCCAGUUAUCCCAGUGGAUACAGACCUCUUAAAGCAGCAAAGACGCUACAAUUCUCCCCGGGUCCUCUUGAGUGACAACACGCCAUUGGAGCCCCCGCCAUUGUAUCUCAUGGAGGAUUAUAUUGGAAGUUCGGUGGUCGUGAACAGAACCUCCCGGAGGAAAAGGUAUGCGGAGCACAAGAGCCACCGAGGGGAAUAUUCUGUUUGUGACAGUGAGAGCUUGUGGGUCACGGACAAAUCCUCCGCUAUCGACAUUAGAGGACACCAGGUAACUGUGCUGGGAGAAAUUAAAACAGGCAAUUCUCCAGUUAAACAAUACUUUUAUGAAACAAGGUGUAAAGAAGCCAAGCCUGUAAAAAAUGGCUGCCGAGGCAUCGAUGAUAAGCACUGGAACUCCCAAUGCAAGACAUCCCAAACUUAUGUUAGAGCACUGACUUCAGAGAACAAUAAACUCGUAGGCUGGAGAUGGAUCAGAAUAGACACCUCCUGCGUGUGUGCAUUGUCAAGAAAAAUAGGAAGAACAUAAAUCUGCAUCUCUUUGCUAUAUAAAUUAUUACUUUAAAUUAUGAUAUGCAUGUAGCAUAUAAAUGUUUAUAUUGUUUUAUAUAUUAUAAGUUGACCUUAUUUAUUAAACUUCAGCAAAUCUACAGUAUAUAAGCUUUCUCUCUCAAUAAAUAAGAAUAAAGGGUGUGUGCCUCUGCUGUGGGCAGCUCCAGUUUUAUUAGACUAUGUUUGUGACACUGCUUGUCGGCAGCAUACCAUAACCAUACUGUAAAAUCUGUGUAAAAUCAGUAUUUUUUUUCAGUAUUGUCAAACCAGUGACUGUCAUUUAGUAAACUUGUUAAAAAUCA
Dromaius novaehollandiae (emu) is the source of this 1311-nucleotide messenger RNA. It is a transcript of the gene NTF3, whose product is annotated as neurotrophin 3. Gene Ontology annotation, cellular component: axon; dendrite; synaptic vesicle. Gene Ontology annotation, biological process: modulation of chemical synaptic transmission; regulation of neuron differentiation; nerve growth factor signaling pathway. The record is from RefSeq and is a predicted model, not a curated record. The transcript is spliced from 2 exons. NCBI's taxonomy places the organism in Eukaryota, Metazoa, Chordata, Aves, Casuariiformes, Dromaiidae. The coding region runs from base 174 to 986 and encodes 270 amino acids. Gene Ontology annotation, molecular function: nerve growth factor receptor binding; growth factor activity.